Messenger RNA from Argiope bruennichi, 2561 nucleotides. RefSeq names its product probable ATP-dependent RNA helicase DDX10. Gene Ontology annotation, biological process: rRNA processing. Gene Ontology annotation, cellular component: nucleus. The coding region runs from base 55 to 2490 and encodes 811 amino acids. NCBI's taxonomy places the organism in Eukaryota, Metazoa, Arthropoda, Arachnida, Araneae, Araneidae. The transcript has 19 exons. Gene Ontology annotation, molecular function: nucleic acid binding; ATP binding; RNA helicase activity. The record is from RefSeq and is a predicted model, not a curated record.
AAGCGCACGUUUCGACGUUUGAUAAACAACGUGUGAAGCAUCAUUUUCCGAAACAUGAUGGGAGCAAUUAAAAAGCGUUUUAGGAAUAAAUUCGACAAAAAAUUUAUCGGUAAAAACCAAAAAGUUAAACUGUAUAAAGAGAAAAACAGUAAGAUCGAACAAUUCAAAAAUGAAGUCGCUUCUUUAACUAGUCAAUACGAACAGUUUGAUUCACUAUCAACGGAAAAGUUUGAAGAUUUUCCACUAUCUGAAAAGACAAAAAGAGGUUUGAGGGACAGUAAUUACAUUACUCCAACUGAAAUACAAAAGGAAUCUGUUGGUUUAGCUCUAAAGGGUCAUGACAUCCUUGGUGCUGCUAAAACUGGAUCAGGCAAAACUUUGGCCUUCCUUUUACCUGUCCUUGAAAAACUGUACUGUCUAGGUUGGUCUAUGUUUGAUGGCCUUGGUGCACUUAUCAUUACUCCAACAAGAGAGCUUGCAUAUCAGAUAUUUGAAGUAUUAAAAAAGGUUGGAGUUUAUCAUAGUUUUUCAGCUGCAUUGGUAAUAGGAGGAAAAGAUUUGGAUAGAGAAAGGAAAGCUCUUGACAAGUGUAAUAUUUUAAUUUGUACUCCUGGUCGACUUUUACAGCACAUGGAUGAAAAUCCAAAUUUCGAUACUCUGAGCUUAAAAAUAUUAGUACUUGAUGAAGCAGACCGAAUAUUAGAUUUAGGAUUUCAGAAAUCGGUGAAUGCUAUUUUGGAAAAUCUACCUCAAGAAAGGCAAACUCUGUUAUUUUCAGCAACACAGACUAAAUCUGUGAAAGAUUUAGCAAGAUUAAGUUUGAAAAACCCAGUGUAUGUAUCUGUACAUGAACAUGCUAAGCACAUUACUCCUGAAAGUUUACAACAAAGUUAUGUUGUAUGUGAUGCGCAUGAUAAAAUGAAUAUGAUAUGGUCUUUCAUCAAAACUCAUAAGAAGCAAAAAAUUUUAAUUUUUAUGGCUAGUUGUAAGCAGGUUAAGUAUGCAUACGAAAGUUUUUGCCGUUUGCGACCUGGCGUUAGCGUUACGGCUUUAUAUGGAUCAUUACAUCAGCUACGAAGAAUGGAAAUUUAUGAUGAAUUUUGUAAGAAAAAUCAUGUAGUGAUGUUUGCUACAGAUAUUGCAGCUAGAGGACUAGAUUUUCCAAAUGUAAACUGGGUUGUGCAGUUAGAUUGUCCUGAAGAUGUUAACACCUAUAUUCAUAGAGCUGGUAGAACGGCAAGAUAUGAAAAGAAUGGUGAAGCACUUUUGGUUCUUUUACCUUCUGAGGCAAAAUCUAUGGUUGAACAACUUCGUAACAGAAAGAUUCCUAUUGAAGAAAUACAGAUUAAUCCGAAAAAAUUACAAUCAAUUCAGAAGAAAUUGGAAUUACUGUGUGGUCGGGAUGAAAGAUUAAAGGAUACUAGUCAGAGGGCAUUUAAGGCAUACUUAAAGAAUAUAUUUCUUAUGAAAGAUAAGACCGUAUUUGAUGUGAGUGCAAUAGAUUUUAAUUUAUAUGCUCAAUCUUUAGGCUUAACAACUGCUCCAAGAAUUCGUUUUCUUGAAAAACAUCUCAAAAAUCAGAUGCAGAAAAGUGAAACAACAGAAGAAAGCAACAGACUUCCAUCAGCUGUUAGAGAUAAUUUAUUUUUCAUGAAUGAAUCAGAUGAUGAAAGUGACAUUGGUGUUGAUCCAAAGGAAAACUAUCCAAUGAUUCUAGAUGGCAAUCCUGAAAUACUUGAAGAGAUUAAACCAAGAGCAUCUAAGCAACCAUUAACAAAAUAUGCCUUAGCCAAGAAAAUACUGAAAAAGGGAGUUUUGCCCAACACCAUUAUUAAGUUUGAUGAUGAUGGAAAGCCUGCUCAGACUGUGUGUGGUGCACCCAUUUUUACAUCAACUCCAGAACUUCAUGAAAAUAUUGGUGAAGGUUUUGACCUUGAAAGUUUAAAUGCAGACCUAAGUAAUGAAAAUGCUGAGGAUAAAGGAUGCUAUAAAGAACACAUAAUAAAACCCAAGCAUAGGAAAAAACGACUAGCUCUAAAGAAAAAGAGAUUAGAAAGUAGACCAGAAGGUGCAUCAGCAGUAUUGGAUGUUGCUGAGAAUGAGAAUGAAGCUUCUUCUGGCAAUGAUGAAUCAGAAGAUGAUAUUGAUCCAAAUAAUAUGGAGGCUUCUCAUAGUGAAACUGAUCCUGAAGAAUCUCGCAACUUUGAAGAUGCUGGAAGUAGUUCUGAAGAGUUCACCAUCCAAAAUGCUGCUGAAUCAGAUGGUGAACAUUCUCUGCCAUCAGAAAAUUCAUCAGAUAGAGAAGAAUCUGAAAAUGAAAAAUCAGAAGAGGAAGUGCGAAUGAGGAAUAAAAGAAAACAGAAAUCAAAUAAUAUGGAAAGAAAAACGAAAAAACAACGAACAGAUAAAGAUUACAGAAGACUAAUCAAACAGGAACGUACUAUUGAAGAUGACGAACAGCUGGCUUUGCAUUUUCUUUCCAAUACUUAAAUAAAAAUAUUUUUAGCAAAUUUUACUUAUAAAUUUGUAAAAUAAUGUGUAAAUAAAAUGUUAUUUAUUUA